Molecule: messenger RNA, 150 nt
Organism: Phytophthora nicotianae INRA-310
Lineage: Eukaryota; Oomycota; Peronosporomycetes; Peronosporales; Peronosporaceae
Exons: 2
Coding region: 1-150 (49 amino acids)
Source: RefSeq, a predicted model, not a curated record
AUGAAUCCAGUAAAGGGCUCCCCGCACGACGGUUUAGCGAUGGCCCUAGAACUAGAAUGCAUCUUGAAACAGGCGUUGGGGAUGAAUGGAGAGUUGAGGCUAUUAUCACUGACAAUGCGGGCCAAUACGGACGGGCUAAACUCCAUUUAG